UUUUUAACAGGUAAAGCGUAUCCCUAAGAGCGUUUUCUCCUUCACACUCGUUCUUUGACUUGAGUUUACAAACUUCAUUAAUUACAAUAUGAGAGAAAUUAUCCAUAUUCAAGCUGGCCAGUGUGGUAACCAGAUUGGUCAAAAGUUCUGGGAAACCAUCUCUGCUGAGCAUGGCAUCGACCAUAACGGUAAUUAUAUUGGCGAUAUUGAUCUUCAAUUGGAGCGUAUCAACGUCUUCUAUAAUGAAGGCAGCCAAGGCAAAUAUGUUCCUCGUGCUGUCUUGGUGGAUUUGGAGCCUGCCACAAUGGAUGCCAUCCGUGCCAACCCAUACGGAAAGCUUUUCCGUCCCGAUAACUUUGUGUUUGCUCAAUCCGGAGCUGGUAACGCUUGGGCAAAGGGUUAUUAUACCGAGGGCGCCGAGCUUGUAGAGUCCAUUCUCGAUGUUGUCCGCAAGGAGGCUGAGAACACUGAUUGCUUGCAAGGCUUUCAACUUGCUCACUCUCUUGGUGGUGGUACUGGAUCUGGUCUUGGAUCCCUUUUGCUCUCCAAGAUCCGUGAAGAAUAUCCUGACCGCAUGCUCAGCACAUACUCUGUUGUUCCUUCGCCCAAGGUUUCUGAUACAGUUGUUGAGCCUUACAACGCUGUGUUGACUGUUCACCAGCUCGUUGAGAACUGUGAUGCUACUUUCUGUAUUGAUAACGAAGCCCUUUACGAUAUCUGCUUCCGCACUCUCAAACUCACAAACCCCGGAUAUGGUGACCUUAACCAGCUUGUCUCUGCUGUUAUGUCAGGUAUCUCCACCUCACUUCGUUUUCCUGGUCAAUUGAACGCUGAUCUUCGCAAGCUCUGCGUCAAUAUGGUUCCCUUCCCACGUCUUCACUUCUUCAUGGUCGGCUUUGCCCCAUUGACUGCCUUUGGCUCACAACAAUAUCGCAACAUGACCGUCCCUGAGUUGACCGCUCAGAUGUUUGAUGCCCGCAACAUGAUGGCGGCCUCCGAUCCACGCCAUGGACGCUACUUGACCGUCGCUACUAUCUUCCGUGGACGUCUCUCUACUAAGGAAGUUGAGAACCAAAUGUUGGCUGUCCAACAAAAGAACUCUUCCUACUUUGUUGAGUGGAUCCCUAAUGGUGUCAAGUCUUCCCUGUGUGAUAUCCCUCCUGUUGGUCUCAAGAUGUCUGGUACCUUCAUUGGUAACACCACUGCUAUCCAGGAGCUCUUCAAGCGUGUUAAUGAUCAAUUCACUGCUAUGUUCAGAAGAAAGGCUUUCUUGCAUUGGUAUACUGGGGAGGGUAUGGACGAAAUGGAAUUUACUGAAGGCCUUUUCAAGCCGAGUCGAACAUGAACGAUCUUGUUUCCGAAUACCAACAAUACCAAGAAGCCACCGCUGAAGACGAGAUGGACGAAGAUGAAGAUUACCUUGGCGAGGAGAUGCCCAUUGAAGAGUAAAUUAUGCCUUAAGGCACCAAAAGGAAAUCCCAUAAGUAAAAGCUCUUUUUUUUUUGUUUUCAUCCUUUACAGAUUAUAAUGUAGGGCUUCGCACGUUUGUUCAUUUCAAACUUUUUUUGUCCUCUCUGCAAUUUUUUUGGCAUAGCUAAGAAAAAGUUUCUAAAUAUCCACAAGUUAUGCCAUACCACAAUCCCCCCCCUUUCAUUUCAAAACCCUUUACCGAGCAUCAUAGCGUUGACGAGACCAAGGUUUCGACGUUACUUGUUCACGAGUCAAGUUGUUUU
Molecule: messenger RNA, 1733 nt
Organism: Umbelopsis ramanniana AG
Lineage: Eukaryota; Fungi; Mucoromycota; Umbelopsidomycetes; Umbelopsidales; Umbelopsidaceae
Exons: 7
Coding region: 89-1345 (418 amino acids)
Biological process (GO): microtubule cytoskeleton organization; mitotic cell cycle
Cellular component (GO): cytoplasm; microtubule
Molecular function (GO): structural constituent of cytoskeleton; GTP binding; GTPase activity
Source: RefSeq, a predicted model, not a curated record